This is a messenger RNA of Lytechinus pictus (painted urchin), 1955 nucleotides long. RefSeq lists its product as uncharacterized. Lineage: Eukaryota; Metazoa; Echinodermata; Echinoidea; Temnopleuroida; Toxopneustidae. The record is from RefSeq and is a predicted model, not a curated record. Bases 244 to 744 code for a protein of 166 amino acids. The transcript is spliced from 2 exons.
GAUGUACUGUGCCGAUGUAGUAGAUGGGACCAGGCAGUGAGUCGGGCGCGUGAGAUGAAAUCUGUACCGGGAUCUGUAUUCACUUGUUUGCUGAGUAACCGAUAUAGAGUGAUUCUAUAGACAAUCUAAGCAAAAGAGAUACUCGAAUCUUAAAUUGAUUCUCCAAGAAAUAACGAUUUUAAGGACCUGAUCUAAUGUUAAAUAGCAACAGUGUUUUCCAUCACACUCAUUAAAUCUCAACGCAUGACGGAGGAGAUUCGCCGCCAAAGCUCCCCGCACGGAAGCGGGUCGCUGGUAGAUGGAUCGGGGGAUUCGCCACCAGUGAUGUUGAGCUCUCCAGCUGACGAGGAAAACGGCGAGCCCCUCCAGUCUUCCAGUUUUGGUGGAGAAGGAUCCAGCAAACAUAGUACCCUGAGCAACAAGGACAAUGUGUCCACCCAUCAUGUUCAACUAGGCCGGCCUCAGGCACAUCCUUACCCCCACCCAGGCUCCCCAAUCUCGGACGAGGAAAGCCCCUUGUUGGAAGCAAAGCGCUCCACCACCUCAAGUCGAGCAGGCAGUCGUGCUGGUAGCUCUUCAGCUAAAGGCACCUUAGGUUCUCAGAAGGGUAGAGUACACAGGCGUUCCCUAUCUAUGAUUGUUCAGCCAGGCAGUGUUAGAAGGCAUCUGAAUAUUGUGGAGAAUGAGUAUGAUGUAGAGACAGCAAUGAGUGUUCCAGCUACCCCAGUUCCUCAGGUAAGUUGAUUAUGACAAGCUGAAACAAAAUAUAAUAAGAGAGCUGUGAAAUAACAAAAGUCGAAGCAUUUCAUUGUUUCUAUUUGUUUUGAAAAUUAUGUAUACACAGACUAUGAUCCAAGGCAACCUUUUAAUCAUAUACCUAUAUACUUUUUAAAUUAAUUUGAAACUGUAGAUCAUUAAUCAGGGACUUUGUUUAUUUGAAACAGAUUAAGCUUUACAAAUGAAUUAUCAUAAAUAUCAAUUCUAUAGCAUUGUGUAAUCAAAUUGAACAUAAUUGGUGGUUAACAUUCUUGCAUUUCUCUAAGUUUUUACCUGUAGUAUUAUGAUUAUAAGAGAGAGAGAGAGAGUGUGAGAAAGAGAGAGAGAGACAGACAUUUUAAUUUAUUUUCUUCAGCUCUUCAUGUUGGUUGCAUGUAGAAUAUAUACUGUAAUAUACAAACAUUACAAGUGGUUUCUGCUCAUUCAGAACAAAAAACACUUUUGCAAUGAAAUGCCACAGCACUCGUACAAGUGAUACUACCAAUCCACUCAUACUCCGCACAUAAUUCUUCCAUGCUUCAAUAAAUUCUUCCCAUUAUUUAUGAUCAGCAACCUAGCCCAUGCCCCCUCUCAAGCCGGGCACACGUAUGACUCAUUUUCAUUAGAUAUGAAUAUUAACUACCACCAACGGCUUGGUAGGUCGGCUGGGGUAAAAAGCCUAAUCCUAUCUGUAGGGGCUGGCCACCGGUAGGCAUCUUUAGGUAAUCCACUGAAGCAGAGACAAUCAACUUUACUCUGUUCACUUAGAAAUAAGGAAAGAGAAGCGACCACGCAGCCAUUUUGUUAAAGAGAGGUUAAUGACAUAUUGGAAUGGUGAAUAGACCAUGAGAUGGAAUGGUUUUAUCAGGUUUACACUGUGUUUAUUGAAUUCUGACACUGAGGGUGUACUGUAAUUAAUGCAGUAAAUCCUCAAAUUAAUUAGAUAUGAUUGUAGUACUGAUGAUGCAAGGUGUCUUCAUUUUAAUUACACGCGUGUAUGCUGUAGUUGUGUGUGAUGUGGGGGCUGCUAGAGAUUGCCCAUAAUACUGUGUUCAUUACAGGUGUAGUUGAUUGUUUUCAUUCAUCCAUUUAAUUUCAUUCAUUCAUUUGAUUUCAUUGACAUUUCAGGGUGUAUAUUUGCAUACAUUUGUUAAGAUGCUGUAUUUUUCCAGAAUAAUCUCUCUCCCACCCCCCCCCCC